Drosophila suzukii is the source of this 840-nucleotide messenger RNA. RefSeq names its product Insulin-like peptide 8 (gene Ilp8). Lineage: Eukaryota; Metazoa; Arthropoda; Insecta; Diptera; Drosophilidae. The record is from RefSeq and is a predicted model, not a curated record.
GAGUGAGCUUUCAUUGUGCGCUCGCCACUCGUGAUUAUCAGGUAACGCCGAUCUGACGGGUUUUCAUUCAGCAAGUUUUCGAUUUGCCCGCCAAAAAAACACGUAUACGUAGUGUUGCAUCCCGAAAUAGUGGUCAACGCGCCAUAGUGAUCUUACAGGAGUUGUGAUCCUAAAAAGGAAUUAAAAUGAGUUCAAAGUUUAAUGUGUGCCGCUGGAUGCUGCUGAUCCUCGGAAUAUUCUGCCUGCUCGACAGCUCAUCGGGCUACUGCUCCCUGGAACGGAUGAAGAAGUUCGCGAUGGAGGCCUGCGAGCACUUGUUCCAGCAGGACGAAGGUGCCCGUCGAGAACGGAGAUCCGUUGAGAACCACCACCAUCUAAAUCGACUCGGACACGGUAAAACGCACAACAAGCACCAUCACAUCCGGCGGAGCAGCUAUCCAAUGGGUGGAUAUUUGAAGGUGACUCUGGAGCACUUCAACCGUCUCAGCGAAAUGGAAAUCUUCCCACGCUACAAGCCCAAUAAUCCACACCACGAGAAGAAGCAGCGAUUCAAGCGGGAUCACUCGAGCAGGAGCUACAACAACAUCCCCUACUGUUGCUUUAACCAGUGCGAGGAGGAGUUCUUCUGCUAAGAGACCUCCAGUUCCGUGCUCCACGUCGGUGCCAUCUGGUCAGCAUUUUCUGACUCCGUCCAUAGUCAUAGUUAGGUUAAAGAUGUACAUUUUACAAGUCGCGCUCACUCUUAUAGAGUACCUUUUGUGCCCCCAGCAAGGGGCCCGAAUCCAUUUACACUAUUUAUACUAUUAGAUCUAAGUUGAAUAAACAAUCGAAUACAAUUGA